GAAAAAUUUCUAAUCGUGUAGACAUUUUGUCUUGUCCCAGAAAAAAUAAAAUGCGCUAACGCAUAGCUAAUACAGAAUUGAACAUUUUUGGUAUUCGAAACACAUUGCAGGAGAUCUGCACAGGGCUCCUGAACUCAAUAUUUUAACAAAUAGACUUUUAUCAAGCACAUUGCCAACAUGUUUGUGGAUGACGAGGGCAUACUCUUCAAUCCGUUCAGCGUGGGGCCGCCCGAGAGCCAGGGCCAGCGCUAUGAUUAUAAGAUGCCCAGGAGUACAACCUAUCCGGAGCCAGUGUAUGCGACCUGGCCGCCGCCAAAGCAGCAUAUCAACAGAUCUGUCUCGCAGGACUCGCUCGCUAGGUCCUGUGAUGUUAAGGCAACAAAAUCGCAGAGGGGCGAAGUUUCCAUAUCGAAGGCCAUCAAUGAGGAGAUGGCGGCGGCCAAAAAUUUCGCUACUAACGACGGACGCAUUAACGCCGGCCGCCAGUCCAGGGUGGACCUGUCAGAGAAGGGGCGUGGCGGAAACUCGAUGACCGUCAUAAUGCCUGUUCGAAAAGGCGCUGCGGCCUCGCAAGUCAGCAGCGUGUCCGUUCUAGAUAUCGAGCCAUCGGUAGCCCCAUCGAGGAAGAGUAGAGCCAAGUCGAAGGCUGGCCAACACGAGGAUAAUGAGAGCGUAUCCUCGCACGCUCGCACCGAAUCGAACAUCACACUGACGGCUAAGCCCAAUCUCAAUACAUCGAGGCAAAGCAACGGGGCAGACAAUGCCUCCCAAGGAUACCAACGAUCGGGUGCCGGGGGCCAGCAUCAGGACGACAGAUCCGUUCAAAGUAGCUUUAGAGCUGAGAGCGAUUCCUUCGCCUCGGGCAAGGCAAGAGCGGACAACAUCUCUCGUGUUUCGGCAGGAUCUAGAGCCAGAGAACAUCAAGCAGAUAAUAUCCCGCGGGCUCGGGAUACUGAUAUGAUAUCGCGUGUUUCCGUGAGACGGGCCAACGUCUACGACGAGGAUAAUGUAUCACGCGUGUCAGCCAAGUCGAGAGCUAACGCACACAAAAUACGAAAUUUAUCCGUUAGGAGACAGGGCAAGGCGGCUGAUCGUGAUGCGGAUAAUGUAUCCCGGGCUUCAGUUAGAUCCAAAGUCAAUGAUCCCAAUGCUGAUAAUAUAUCCC
Drosophila navojoa is the source of this 1165-nucleotide messenger RNA. RefSeq lists its product as uncharacterized. The record is from RefSeq and is a predicted model, not a curated record. NCBI's taxonomy places the organism in Eukaryota, Metazoa, Arthropoda, Insecta, Diptera, Drosophilidae.